Messenger RNA from Varanus komodoensis (Komodo dragon), 2513 nucleotides. Its product is annotated as zinc finger protein 501-like. The transcript has a single exon. Gene Ontology annotation, biological process: regulation of cytokine production; negative regulation of transcription by RNA polymerase II; regulation of immune system process. The record is from RefSeq and is a predicted model, not a curated record. NCBI's taxonomy places the organism in Eukaryota, Metazoa, Chordata, Lepidosauria, Squamata, Varanidae. Bases 20 to 1237 code for a protein of 405 amino acids.
CUCGGCUGUUGGUGAACCAAUGACUGAAAACGAGGCGAUUACCCCGCUGAGAGAUCCUGAGGUCAUGGAGCCAUGCGGGUCCCUGCUGGAAGUGGCGAAAGACCUUUCCACAUUUCAGGAAGUAGAAGGCAUCUGUGAGCUUGAGAGCAGGCCAGAGGGGCCGCCGGCGAUCCUUCCGGGGCUGGAUGAAGGCAGCUCCCUUGAGGGAACUUCCUACAUCUGCUCCGAUUGUGGGAAAAGUUUCAGCAGCAUCUCCAGCCUCAUCAGCCAUCAAAAGCGAAACCACUCGGGGGAAAAACCGUACAAGUGCUCCGACUGCGGGCGGAGCUUUCACCAGAGCUCGGAUCUCGUCAAGCACGAGAGGAUCCACACGGGGGAGAAGCCGUACAAGUGCUCCGUGUGCGAGAAGCGCUUCAACCAGCGCUCCUACCUGAUUGUGCACGAAAGGUUCCACACGGCAGAGAAACCGUACAAAUGCUACUUGUGUGGGAAGAGCUUCUGCUCCAACUCGCAUCUCAUGACCCACCAAAGAACGCACACCGGAGAGAGGCCAUACCAGUGCCCCGACUGUGGCAAAAGAUUUACGACCAGCUCGAACUUUGUCAACCAUAAGAAAACGCACACUGAAGACAAACCGUACAACUGCUCGGUGUGCGAGAAAAGCUUCAAGCGGAGCUCGAACUUGAUUCAGCACGAAAGAACCCACACGGGCGAGAAGCCCUACAUGUGCCUGACCUGUGGGGAAAGCUUUGCUUCCAACUCGGGCCUCGUGAAGCACCAGCGAAGCCAUACAGGAGAGAGGCCGUAUAAAUGCUCCUACUGCGGGAAAAGCUUCAGCCAGAGCGUGAUUCUCACGCAACACGAGAGGACCCACACGGGCGAGAAACCCUGCAAGUGCCCGGCCUGCGGGAAAAGCUUCCGUUCCAGUUCAGACCUCAUCAAGCACAAACGGAUCCACACGGGCGAGAAGCCCUACAAGUGCUCACUGUGCGGGAAAAGCUUCACAACCAGCUCGGAUGUGGUGAAGCAUGAGAGGACUCACACGGGCGAGAAGCCCUACAAGUGCGGCACCUGUGGGAAGAGCUUCAGCCAGAGCGCACACCUCAUGCAGCACCAGCGGAUCCACACAGGAGAGAAGCCGUACACCUGCCUCACCUGCGGACGAUGCUUUACAUGCAGCGCACACCUUGUGGUCCAUAAAAGGACCCACAAAACGGAGGAGGCCUUAAAAGCGUAACUGUUCUGGCUCUGUGCGUGUGUGUAGUAGAAACUUGACUGUCUGGCCUGAUGUAAUUCAGUGGCAGAUUCAACGCAAACCUUAAAAAUGUUCUAUGCAGCAGGCAAACCAGACUUUUGUAAAAGUUGACUAGGACCUAUUUUAGAGGGGAAUGAAAGAAAAAGAAAUCCUAAGCUUCAUUCCUGUACACUCUCUUCCAUGAGUGAGUCCCACUGGAUUCAGUGGAACUUCCUGCUGAGCAGGGGUGUAUGGAAGUUGUCAGAUCUGUGAUGUGUGGAGCAUCUGUUUUGGGGGUGGGACCUGUUGGAUUCCCUCGGCUUGGCUCCCUAGAUUCUGCCCCACUUUCUCUUUGCCCAAAGUCUGCUUUGGGCUGAGCGUUUGCUCAGGAAAGAAAGGAAUCCAAGCAAAUCUAGUUUGCAAACACACCACCUACUCGUCCGCUAUGCGAGCAAAAUUCUGCUUCCACAUACGUGAUUUGUGGGCUCCAUGUACCUUGCACAAAGAACAUCGGACUUUGUGCAAAGAAUUACAUACUUUGCAAACUUUGCACAAGGAAUUACAUACUUUAUAGAUUUUGUGCAAAGAAGCCGCUAGCAUUCCCCAGUGUUUGCAGACUUGAUCGCAUGGGAAAGAAGUCAGAGACAAAUUCCGGCCUGAUCUUUACAUCCCUAUUCAGGAAAUUUUGUUCCCUCAUUUGUUCACUAACCGAAUUGGAUUUUAUGUACAGGAAUUGUGUUCAUUUGCUGAUGUGCAGCUGUGUUUAUCCCACCCCCAAAAGAACUAAGAAACAAACAUUCACAGAAUCUACUUGGGAAAAGCCGAUCCACUGUGGAAUCUGCUGGUUGGAUUCGUAGAAAUAGAAGCUAAUUUGAAUCUGUUGCAGAUUUUUCUGGGAUCCUUACUUCUCACUAGACGCACUUAGGAUCGUACUGUUAGUAACUGAUGUGUUCUUAUGAUCUGUGGAAAAAGAAAAAGCCCAACUAGGAGAGAAGCCAUACUAUUUUCGAACCACUAGAACAAUACUGAUAGUUCCCUGUACUGAGCAACAUGAGUGGUAAACCUAAUUUAAACUGAAGGUUUUCUAUCAUAUUAGUGGCACAUAAAACUGACACAGAAGUUGUCCAAAGGCACUUCCUGAUACUUUUGGAGAGAAACAGCUUGGGAGUAAAAUUGCAGGAGGAAACUACUAUGAAAUUGCAAUUGUCAGUACAAAAGUAAAUGACGUUUUCGCGCAUUAUAAUAUGUAUUUCCCUUGUAAUAAAGAUGGGUGUCUGUG